CUCGUUUUAUGUGGAGGUCUCUAAGUUUCUUUAGUCGGUCGGAUUGUUUGAUUUCCUUGGCAUUUGUAGACAUGGUUAGUUUUAUUUUAAAGUAAAUUUUAGUAAAUUAAAUUUACAUAAUAAUUAAUAAUAUUAUGUUUAUGCAAUAUGCUUGAGACAAAUAUAUUCGAGUAGUUGUCACUAAUUGUACUCUAGUCCAUGAACAUACUCUUGUCACAGAUUAUUGUUGUUAUUGUUCAGUGUAGCCAUUUCGAUAACUUAUUCAAUUAUAAAUAGGAUACUAAUAUCAAUUGUUUAUUAAUAAAAAUAAUAAUCUCGAACAACAAAACCUGUUAGUUAAUUAUUAAGUAUCUAUUUUCUUUCAAUUAUUACUAUAUAAUAUUAUCAAUUUAGUUUUUUUUAUCUCUAAUUCAAAUGAAUUACGCGUCGGCUACCAAAGUUACGAGGCGAUGACAUACAGUGUCAGUCGUCUAAAAAACAUUACAUAAAAUGUUAUUUGCUUAUAAAUGUGAAAUCAACACCUUCACUACUGUGAGUACUUUCCUACUCUUAAUUUAAAAUAAAACAUAUGUUCUACUUUUACUGGAACUAAACUAAACACAAUGGUUGUCGUUACACAAGUUUAAUAAUUAAAUAAUUAUUAUCCUGCAAUAUUGACUGUGACAUGUAGUAUUACACUCAUAAUAUUAGACUGAAAUAUUUACUAUGUUGUCUAUAUUAGUGUCUCAUGUAAAGUGUUCAUCAUUACUACUAUUGAUAAAUUAACAAUGAGCGGAGUACUGUUCCGAGAAAUUCAUAAAAAUUCAUGGUUAAGAAAACUUCCAGCUGGCGUUGACAAGAAAUCUGCUCUGAAAUUAUCUGGUGGUCAGAAAUUAUGGACUGUGUUUUGUAUACAUGAUGACACAGAACCAGUGUUAGAAUUUUAUGUAGAUCAAAAGAAAGCAGCGGCUCAUCGUCCAGACAACAGCGUACCUUUAUCUGAUACCGUCCAUGUUUCUGCCACUAUAUGUCCAUUACCUGUGAUGGCUGGUGAUCAUCAGCAACAAUAUCAGUAUGAGUUUGUGGUAACUCUUACUUCAGAUGUUAUACGUCUAGCGGCCCCUUCAUGGUUAAUAUGAAGUUUUUAUUUUCAAUUUUGUUUUCUUAUAAAUACAGUAGAAAUGUAAUUUGUGUUAAUUUUUCCCUUUUGUAGGAAUCAGAUGAUGGAUUGGGUACAAGGUUUAGAUAUGAAACUACGUGAAAUGCAUAUUUUGUCUCCAAAAGAAAAUGUUUAUACCAAACCUCCUGAGUCUAGACCUCCAUUAUUACCAACUAGAGAUCCUAACUCACCAUUACCACCACCUCCACUGCGUGACUUGCCAACAAAUGUUUUACCAGGUGUUGAACCUGUUGUUGCUGUAGUACAAUCAAUAGGUAACCCUUGCAUGCACAACAAAUUGCGUUAAUUGAGUUUAUAUUAUGUUUGAUUAUAAUCUUAGGUAGGGAUGAAAGUCUUUCUUCAGAAAAUGAACAAACACUUCUUACACCGCCUAUUAGUCCUAACCCAAUGUAAGGGAAUAUUAUGGUAGAAAACAAUAUCUAUACAUUUUCAACAAUUUCUUAAAUUUGUAAGUAUGUAUUUACAUUUUCUAGGAGUCCUAGUGAACCAGUGAAUAAUGUUACCAUUGUAGAAGUAUUAAAUCAUAAUCAAGUAUUCAAUUUCAAUCAAAUGGAGCAAGUGCUAAAUCACCCAAAUCAACUAUCUCUACAAACAUCAUCUGAACCUAAUACUUCUAGGCCCAGUACAUCAACAAAUUCUACCACUGAAAAUCUCACUGCAUCUCCAAGGCAGUCUAAUAGACACUAUCAAAACCGCAAUGCAUCUGUUGUAGAAGAACUGAUUUUUAAUACUAGAUCUAGUAAUCAUACAGAAUCGAAUGAUAGAACAACUAAUGUUGAUAUUCAACAAAGAUUUACUACUGAAGUACCAAAUGAAGAUCAACGAAUCAGAACAACUGAGUCAGAAGAUAGUAGGCCUAGAAGAAGACAAAAGAGACAAGAAGUUGCGAGUGCAACUCUUGCUACUGAUCAAGAAGCAACUAGCAAUUAUGAGCAUUUAGUAUUACCUACAGUUAUACAACCAAGACCACCUGUUUUGUCUAAUUAUGUUUCCACAGAUACUAUUGCAAUAUUACCAAUAAGACCUCAAGUAUAGUUUACCAAUUUUCUAUUUCUUAAUUUAAAAUGUAUUUAUUGAUGUUUACUGUGUAGGUGCCAAUAGGUCGAGGUCGGGGAGCUCGCCGUAAAGUCAAUAAUGAUAAUUCACAUCCUAUAGUAGGAGCUGAUCGGAUUCGUGUAGCAGCAAAUAGUAGCCCCCGGAUAUUACAGCCAGUUCCUACACCUUUUAUCCCAGUAAGUCAUUGAUUUCAUAAUAAUUACUAAUUAUAGUAGAUUCUCGUUAUGUCAAAUUUCAUGGGGAGCGGAAAAAAGUUUGAGAUAUCGAGUUUUUAUCUCGGUACUGACUUAACCAUUUUAAUGAACAUUUAUCAAUGUUCAAAUAAGCAAUCAUACUUAUUUUAGAUUCUGAGUGGAGCAAAGAAGCUUUUAGUUUUACAAAGAUUUUUUUUUUUAUUUGUGCGCAAUUUUUUUACCAAAAGACUUGCUUGAAUUUCUUCGAGUAGCACCUUUUCUAAAAGAAAAUUAGCAUGGGGAGGUUUCCUCGAUUUCCUAAAGAAUUUUCUCAUCAAAUGUGAACCUGGAAAAUUUAUGAAAUAUACAUUUUUUUUCCUGUGGACAACUUUUCUAUCAACAACUUUGCUCCAACUUUUAAUGAUAAUAAAGUUUCUAAAAGGAAAUUUCACUAGCGAAGUACUUUAGAGAGGUCAUAUUCUGAUUUUACUAAAAAUUUUCCCAGCAAAUAUGAAAAACCGGGAAAAACUAAGGAAAAUUGGGAAAAUCGGUACAGCAUUAAACAAAUUUUAUUAAAGAAAGUAUAUAAAACUUAUUUAAUUAUUUUACUUUAAAAUGAUAUAUAUAUAUUGUUGACAAAGCAUCACUAUCAACUGAACUCCACUUAGAAUCGAUUUUUCGUAAGCAAUGGUUUAUUGUUGCUUACAGAUAUACAUUAAAUUCCUGUCAAUAUCCUACGUUUUCAACUUCUCACCUACAUUAGUGACUGCACCCAUCCUCAUUAUCUUACUUUGUUUUUUUUUUUAUAUUUCUACAAUUGAACUUCAAAAUUGGAUCUUUCUGUUUAAUAAUUGACAAUAAUGUAUUUGGUGGAGUAUUAAAUUCAUUGGCGAUUUCACAUUUUUUACAAUCAUCGUUUUCAACUAACUGUAUUAAACGAACUUUAUCCGAAAUUGAAAGGAAAUUUAAUUUCCGCUUAUUUUCAAUUUCACUAUACUGUACAAACGACCACAAAUAUUAACUACUUACUAAGCACUAUUGAGUAAAGUGGUAGUUCCUAAGGGAUUUCAAUGUAAUUUGAGAUAAUGAAAAAUUUUAGAUGGUGAUGUUUGGCAUUAGAAGAAUAUAGUGUAUUUCAUAUUUUAAUAAAAAAAAUUUGUUUAGGUUGAAAACAGAGAUUUGUUUAGUCCAAGUCGAUUAACUGUCCGCGAAAAGCAAGUUUUGCAACUCCGAAAAGAAAUGUCUCACCUUGCAGGAGUUAGAUUACAGCUAAGACGUAAAGAUUGCAUUAAUACUAUAGCUUUAGUAGAUGUCUUCCAAACUGUCUGGAUUGCUGGUUGGAAACAAAAAGAACACCCUAUGUUGCAUAAUGCAUUGCACAUAGGUGAUCAGUUGUUGAGUGUUGCUGGAAAACCUAUAACCUGUUCAAUGGAUGCUCAUAAAUUUAUAAGGGCAUGGCCAAGUCUUUAUGUUAGUAAUUUUCAUUAAUGAGGAUAUGUUUAAAAAUAAUAUCUUGUGUUGAACAUCAGUUAAUGUGAUUGAAAAUAUAUUAAUAUUACAAAAUCUUCAGGUUGAACUAAUUAUUCGGCGUGUUCCUUGUGGCCGAGUAUUUGUGGUGAGACGACAGGAACAAGGUCAAGAUCUCGGUAUAAUCCAAGAAGGUGGUACAGCUGAAAUUAAGGAUAUAUUACCUAAUAGUUUAGCUGCUGCUCAUGGACUAUCAGCUCGCACUCCUACAUUAGAUGGAUUGUCAUUAACCACUUGGACACUUACAGAAAUCAAUUCUCGCCCCUUAAACUUGUUAUUUAAAGACACUGAAGUUAGAGACCGUCUAAAUGCAGUUGGACUAGAUAUAUCGUUAUUAGUACAACCUACAGAUCUUAUAUCAGCAUUGCGUAAACAGCUUAAGGCCUUAAAAGCAUUCAAAGACUACUUGUUGAUAUAAAAUUCACUAAAAUUAAUGGUAAUGUAAUAUACUUUGUUAAUAAGGCAUAUUUCAUAAUAUUAAUAAGUAAUUGUACAUUUUAAUUUACUCUGUUAAAAAAAAUUACAAUACAUUAGUCAAGUUUUAUGGUACUUACUAUAAAACACUACUCUUAAUAAACUUAAAGGUUUCAAUUGAAAAAUAUGAUGAGCUUCAAUUUAAAAAAAAAGUUUGAAAUAUUGAAAUAUUUUCAUUUGCCUACUAUAAUCAGAAGUAUUUUAAAUUAAAAUUACUCUUAUUGGAUACUGGAAGAUCAAUUAUUAUUUUUGAUAAUCUUAGUAUAUUUAAAACUCUCUCUCGUGGCUUUUAUAACUUACAGUUUCACCGCCAUCACACCAUAUAAUAAUAUGAAUUAUCUCUCUCCAUUCAUCUAUUCCCAUAAUUUUUCAAUACUUUUGACAAAAUCAAAAGAUUUAAUUCAAAGACAUUUUAUUAAGAGUAAUUUUUGGUUGAUGAUUUGUCAAUAUUUUGUAAAUUAUUAUGUUUUGCGGGUAAUAACUUUGACUUUCUCUUUAUCUACUAUACAAUUGUAUUUGUUUUUUAUUAAAUUUUGAUGAUUUAUCAUGCCAUUUUUUGUUCAGUUAUAAUUUUAGUUACAAACCAUUAAAAAAAAAAUGAUUUUGAUGUUUUUUGACCCUAAAAUUUCUGUUCAUAAUAUUUGUAUACUGAAUGUGUAAUACAUUAAUCAAAGCAACAUUGUUUGUUUAAGUAUUACUAUUUAAUUUAUAUUAUAUUAUAUUCUAAAUUCUUAUCAACGUAUAGGUUUGUAAACUAAUAGUAAUACAAAGCAAAACUAGUAUUGCUAAUACUGCAUUUGUAAAAGUAUAAUAAUGUAUAAUAUAUAUAUAUUUGCAUACAAAUUACUGGUUUAGCUUUAUAGUGUACACUUUAAGCAUUUCACUAGCAUUCAAAUAAUAAUACGGAUAACAUAUUAAUAAAAUAAUUAUUAAUUUUGUAUUUUGUUUAGGAAAACAUCACGAAUGCAGGGUGAACACAGACAUUAGUUAUUAUUUUUUAUUCAUUACACAUCAAACUAUAUUUUAUCCACACCAAAAGUAUUUUUAUAUGACAUACAAUUUAUCAGUCUGAAUCAAAAAUGGGCUUCAAAAUGUUUACCUGGAUAUUGUAGGACUUUGAACCAUGGUUUUCUGUGAUAAUUUGAACAAAAAUAAUACAAGUUUUAAUAAAUUUAUAAUGAUACCUUUACAUAUUUGUAAUUUUUUUUAAUGAUUUUGAAUUGUGAAAUCAUUCUAAAUAAAUUAACUAUUUAUUUUAUUACCAUAUAAUUGUGCAAUAUUUUUAAAUUUUGUUUUGUUUUCGUUAUAGUUAUGUUUUUUAAAAUUAAUUUGUAAUAUGUUUUAGUUUAUUUUAACACAUGUUUUUAUCGAGUGUUCAACUAAGCCAUACAAUAGUAGCACCAAAAUCCAAAAAAAGUGUUUGGUAAAACUAUUCAUUAUACCCACCUACACAAAAUACUCAAAAUAGCAUAUAAAUAAAUAAUAAUUAUCACAUUAAAAUUGGAUUUUGGUGUAUUUCAGUUAUACAAAUAUUUUUGUUUGUAAUUAUUUGCAUGUUUUAUGUUAAAAUUAAAUGUAAAUAUUAUAACUACAUUUUUUAAGAGAAUUAAUUUUAAAUUUAAUAAGCACAGAGUGCUUUGUGCUAUUUUAUAGACUAUAUUAAUUUAUAGUUAAUGACUUAAAUAUUAAACAUUUAAUUACAUUCCCAUGUGUAUCAACCAUUUAUUGUUACUUUAUUAUUUUCUGGCAAAGGAGCUACUAAAAUAUUAAAUAUUUAUAUAUUAUAAUUAUGCUAAAAAGUUUGCCCAAUUACAGUACCU
This is a messenger RNA of Cinara cedri, 6209 nucleotides long. Lineage: Eukaryota; Metazoa; Arthropoda; Insecta; Hemiptera; Aphididae. The record is from the annotation of a GenBank genome assembly.